GUCCCCUCAUCCGCCUCAUCGCGCAGCACAACACGACGAUCCUGACGUCCAUCUCGCUGCGGUUCAAGGGCCCGAUCGCGCCCGUCCUCGACGAGUGCCGCCUCUCGGCGCGCGAGACGGCAAAGAUGGCCGUCAACUGGCAGGGCGACGGCAUCCUGUGGAUCAGCAAUAUCCUCAUCGUCAACAUUGCGUACGCUGCGACGCUCCUCCUGCGACUCGCCGCCGCCAAGCCUGGCCCGAUCGACCACGAGACCAAGAUGCUGUGCGCCGCCGUCGCCGACGUCCUCCUUCGAGUCGGCGCCAUGAGGCCCACGUGCCGGACCCUCGCCACCCUGCACGGCACCCGCAUCCGCACGCUCCUCCUCGCCGACCUUCCCAAGCACUCGGCGUCGACGCCGUCUGGCGCCCUCGUCACCUCGCCCUCGUCGUCGACGUCAACCUUGCCACCUGUAGGGCACACCUCGCCGUACCCGGCCUUCUCGCCGACGUCAGCAUCCCUCCUCCUUCCGACCCAGGCCCUCCUCCAGGCGCAAGAAGCCGCCGCCGCCGGGCUCGCGCCGCCCGUCUUUCCCUCGACGCCCUCUGCCGCGCCAGGCGCCGCCGACAACGCCGCCGACAACGCCGCCGCCGCCGCACGAGGCCCCAACGUGUUCAACCUCGCGCCGGCCGACUCGCACGCGCUGUGGAACCUGUUCCACGAGGCGCCGGCCGUGUCGCUGCCGCUCCCGGCGAGCGCGACCAUGCAGAGCACGUUGCAGCCGGGCACGGUCGACGCGACGACGGGCACGUUCAGGCCCGACGACUGGGUGUACAAGAGCGCGCUCGACCAGGACUGGCUCAGCUCGGAACCUGGUGCGUGGGCAUGGUGACGGGCUUGUCGUCGUAUUGGCGAGCAGUGCAACCGCAGUCCUUUUCGCAGCUGG
Messenger RNA from Rhodotorula graminis WP1, 923 nucleotides. RefSeq lists its product as uncharacterized. Lineage: Eukaryota; Fungi; Basidiomycota; Microbotryomycetes; Sporidiobolales; Sporidiobolaceae. Bases 126 to 869 code for a protein of 247 amino acids. The record is from RefSeq and is a predicted model, not a curated record. The transcript has 5 exons.